GAAAGCAAAUAUGUCAGGAAGAGGCAAAACCGGAGGAAAGGCCCGAGCCAAGGCUAAGACCCGCUCCUCCCGGGCCGGGCUCCAGUUCCCCGUCGGCCGUGUCCACAGGCAUCUGAGGAAGGGUAACUACGCCCACCGUGUCGGUGCCGGAGCCCCGGUGUACCUGGCCGCUGUGCUGGAGUACCUGACCGCUGAGAUCCUGGAGCUGGCUGGAAACGCCGCCCGGGACAACAAGAAGACCCGGAUCAUCCCCCGCCACCUGCAGCUCGCCGUCCGCAACGACGAGGAGCUGAACAAGCUGCUGGGAGGAGUGACCAUCGCUCAGGGAGGCGUGCUGCCCAACAUCCAGGCUGUGCUGCUGCCCAAGAAGACCGAGAAGGCUGCCAAGAAGUGAACACCCUGAACCCGCUUCAAUAAACACCAAAGGCUCUUUUAAGAGCCACACACUUCUGUCCAGAGAGCUUUCCUUCAUCAAACACUUUUUUAUAUUGAUCUAAUCUUUGAAUAUGUUUCGUAGUUUCCACUACCCUAAUGUGUAAUGUGAGUUUAACUGCUUAUUCACUCAACUGUAGAUCAAACAUUCUCUAAUGAAGGUACACCUUUGAGUGUUUCUCUUCUAGGCUGUUAGAACUAAAGUAAACUGAUGUAGAUACUUUCAUUACACUUCAGACCCCUGCAAGUUGACCUGUGUGUCAACAUGGAAUCUAAAGGUAUUUGAUCAGUGCAACAAUAUAUGAAAAUAACAUGAAGCACAGUAUCUGCAGGUAGGCCUAUGUUUCUGUAUUUAGAGACAUGUGACUGCAGUGAGCCUCAUCAUGACUCAAGUGUGUCAAAGUGUAUUUAUAGCCCAAUAUCACACACUUGUCUCAGUGGACUCGGUUAGUGCAGGAUGUGAGAACGACCCCCUCUGUCCUUGGAGCCUCACUUACUCCACUUUCUCCUGGUGGUGUUUUUACAUCAUUGUUAAAUAAUGUAAUAACUGUAAAUAUUAUAUUAAAGCAGUUAAACAU
Gymnodraco acuticeps is the source of this 1010-nucleotide messenger RNA. Its product is annotated as histone H2A. The transcript has a single exon. Gene Ontology annotation, molecular function: protein heterodimerization activity; DNA binding; structural constituent of chromatin. NCBI's taxonomy places the organism in Eukaryota, Metazoa, Chordata, Actinopteri, Perciformes, Bathydraconidae. The coding region runs from base 11 to 394 and encodes 127 amino acids. Gene Ontology annotation, cellular component: nucleosome. The record is from RefSeq and is a predicted model, not a curated record.